ACGUCAGUAUGCAGAUCGGUCUGCGCGGAGCUGCAUGAAGUUGAACAGAAGUAAUAUCCGUUUCAAUAGAUGGCGCUAAUGCGCUGAAACAGUUCGUUGCCCUAAAAACACGGAAAAACAAGGCGGAGUUUCAGGAAGACUGCUAAAUAAAUCAAGCAUCUGUUUCAAUAUGGGGGUUCAUGGUCUUACAAGUUACGUGGAAGGAAAUCAUCAGUUCUUCACAGAUAUGAGGCUAAGAGAUUGCCGUCUUGUGAUUGAUGGAUGUAGCCUGUAUUUUCGAUUGUAUUUUAACUCUGGAUUGGAUCAAGCGAAGGGUGGAGACUACGACAUGUUUGCUAGGUUGGUUCAGCAGUUUUUUGCAACACUUGCAGAAUGCGGUGUGCAACCAUUCGUAGUGUUGGAUGGAGGAAUGGACCACAAGGACAAGAAGUUCAAGACCCUGCAGGAGAGAACUCUAAGCAAGAUCCGAGAAGCCCACUCUCUUUCCCGGGGAUCCAAUGGCUCUGUUCUUCCUCUGCUAUCACGUGUUGUGUUCAUACAAGUCCUUUCUCAACUUGGUGUGCCAUUGGUGCAGUGCAUUUGCGAGGCUGACCUCGAGAUAGCCUCUCUUGCCAAACAAUGGGGAUGCCCGGUUCUGAGCAACGACAGCGACUUCUACAUCUUUGACUUGCGUGGUGGCUACCUCCCAUUUGCAUUCUUUCAGUGGAACAAUGUUUGUGGUAAGGCCACCGAGCGCUACAUUCCUGCCAGGCAGUACACCGUGAACCGAUUCUGCACGCAUUUCAACCAUAUGAACAAGCAGCUUCUGCCUCUUUUUGCCAUGGUCACUGGGAACGACUACACACCUGCUAAAAUAACGGAGACGUUUUUCAGUCGCGUGGAACUUGAAAGGGUACCAGGCGGUCGAAAGUCUGGACGUAGUUCUCGACUCGAAGGUUUUUUACUCUGGCUGUCUCAAUUCACAAGCCCUGUAGCUGCAUUGGAGGAAGUACUGGAGAUCUUGGGUGGACAACGGAAAGCACACUUACGUACGCAGCUCUCGGAAGGAAUACAGGACUACCAGCUUUCCCGCACUAGCGGUUUGGCCAACUACUUCGCCUCACGUACCCAACCUGCACUGCCUGACACACAGGGCCUCCCGGCAGUACUGACGUCUCAACCUGAGUGGUUUUUAAGGGCAUAUGCAUCAGGCAAGCUGCCCUCUUUGGUCUUGGAUGUGCUCGUACUUCAGAAAGUCCUGCUGGUAGCGCAGGUAGAGAACAGUCAGCAGCCGAGCAGCCAUUUGACGUCUUUGAGUAUACGGAAAACCAUAUACGGCCUGCUGCUUGAAAACACGAGACCUGACAAUCAGAGGCAACAGACUGUCUCCCAGAGAGGAGGAGGAGGAGGAGGAGGAGGAAGGGGAGGAGGGGAUCCAAACAGGCAAUCUCGGGGUAAAGGAGCACAACAGCAUGACAUCCAAUGUGUUGAAGAGUUUGACAGACAAGACCUCAAUCUUAAGAAAAACAUAGUGGAGGCUCAACUACCCAGUGUGCCGCAGCUGAAUCUUCCAACUCUUGACAAGGUGCCUGUCCAGGUGAGACUUCAGGCAUUGUUGGGAACACUUGGUACAAUGGACCAUGUUUUGCAGCCAGUACCCCCUCACCUAUGCCUUCCAGUGUGUGUGAUGUUUUUCUGGAUGAACAACUCAAAACCGAAGCCAAGUUUCCCAUUGGUGCAGGCCAUGUUAUUGGGAUUGGUGUAUGGGGAACUCUGCUGGAGAAGUGUUCAUCCUGAUGACCCUAUGUACUGCAGCAAAACUGCUGCUUCUGUUUGUCAUCGAUUAUCUCAGCUGAGGGUUAGACCAGGAGAAAGGAGGGGCCUAGAUCUGGUUGUAGCCCAUUCACUCAGCCAAUGGCAAUCCUGUAUGAUGGCGGGGCUUUACCUGAACCAGUUAUUGUGUUUCCCACUACAUGAGCCUCAGUUAGCCUGGGUCUUUAGUGGUACUCUGGUGCAUGGCCUUCAGGCUGCAAUGAAAGGGGGUCAGCAGCCCGAAUCUCUACUUGCAGAGGACCAUUUUGCUUUACAGCUUUACUCCAUACUGCUGCAGGCAUUAAUGGGUCCUGCAGUUUCAGCAACAGCAAGCAGAAGUAGAGGAGGGGCACAAAGGCAAACACAGCAAAGAGGGAAAGAACAUGGAGGGAGGGGUUGGGCCAAUGAAGGAAGAGGAGGUGCCAGUGGAGGGAGAGGAGGUGCCGGUGGAGGGAGAGGGAGGGGCAAUGGGCAAAGAGGGAGGGGAAACAGAGGCAGAGGAGGGAAGUCUUCAGACAGUGGUUUUGAUAACAUGUUUACGCUGUUGACAUUUCAGGAUUGAAAGUGGAGAGGGAAAGAUCUAUAAGAGAAGCUGGUUUAGAAGGGAAGGUUUUAAAAAGAAGUCAGUAAGUGAUAAAAUUACACAGAAUUCUGUUUUAAACUACAUUUUUACUAAAGAUGCCUUUUACGUUCCAAAAGCACAAUGGGGAUUAAGAUAUCCAAUCAGUGGCGGACGGUGACUUCUCUUCCAAGCGGCGUGAAUUCAAAAUAUAUGUUUUGAAUGUCAUGUGUGUUGCUUGUCAUGUCUAAAUAUAAGUUUGUUGAGUCAUGUAAACCAUGUGCAUCACAUGUUUUGUCAAAAUAAAUGCCUGCUGCACACGCGUCAAAACAGUUUAUGACAAAAGAGAUGCUCACGUUCACAAAAUACUCGUAAGACACUCCUUUAACAGUUAACUCGGAUUACGCAUAAGAUUAAACGAGUAUCUGGCAAACAAGAUAAAACUCUUUUAUCAUAAACCCUUUAGACGCGCCUGCAGCAGGCACUUAUUUUGACAAGACACGUGAUGCACAUGGUUCACAUAACGGGAUAAAUACAUAUUGUGAUCAGCAUCGCAUCAUGUGCCCUCGAAAAAGUAGUCAUCAGCUGCCACUGUACCCAAUUGUUGUUUCUGGUGCCGCCACUGUACCCAAUUGUUGUUUCUGGUGUAAAUAACGUUUACACACUUUAACAAGCAACACAAUGUUUAAGUAUGACAGCUAUCGAUCAUUAUAAGCUUGCUUGCACUAGAAUACUUGCACUGCCUAUUUUGCGUCUCCAUUAUGAAAUUGAAUGUAGCCUUUUACACUAUUUAGUUGAAUGAAAUUAAGUAAGAAUAGAGGUUGGCUUUGUUUAUUGUGGAAUUACUUUUGGGACCAAAGUUUUAACAUGGACAAUUUUAUAAAUUAUUUAUGUAAUGUAUCAAUUUUGCUGCUUUCAAUAAGUGCUGAUUUGUAAUGAUGAUUUCAAUUAUACACACUUGCCAUCAAAGAUGUCAUCAAAUAUUUAAUUCAAGUAUAGAAAUAUAUUCAUGCUUUAUUUUUAACUUUUAUAUUGUUCCGUUUCAAGAGAUCAAAAUAAGCUUGUUUCAAUACCGUGUAUUUAUUGUUGCCAUUUUAAAAUGAUUGUGACUGAAUUAAAGAGACUGUAUGUUAAUGUUGGGCUAGUUGUCACAUGAUCACGUCUAAGACAUUAUAUCUUUACAACUGUAAUGUUGUCAGUCAAAAGUACUGUUCUUACCCUAUGUUGUAAAAAAAUAUUUUUAUGUGGCCAAGACUGUAAAACAUUUAAGUACAAAACGUGACAACUAGCCUCAUGGCAACCACCUAUAAAAUAUUCUCAUAUGUUUCCUGCAUUUAAAAUUGACCUGUUGCAUAAUAAAACUUUUUUCACAGUG
Misgurnus anguillicaudatus (oriental weatherfish) is the source of this 3725-nucleotide messenger RNA. RefSeq names its product asteroid homolog 1b (gene aste1b). NCBI's taxonomy places the organism in Eukaryota, Metazoa, Chordata, Actinopteri, Cypriniformes, Cobitidae. The record is from RefSeq and is a predicted model, not a curated record.